Messenger RNA from Alternaria rosae, 808 nucleotides. RefSeq lists its product as uncharacterized. The transcript has 2 exons. Gene Ontology annotation, cellular component: endoplasmic reticulum; membrane; nuclear envelope. Bases 146 to 610 code for a protein of 154 amino acids. NCBI's taxonomy places the organism in Eukaryota, Fungi, Ascomycota, Dothideomycetes, Pleosporales, Pleosporaceae. Gene Ontology annotation, molecular function: glutathione transferase activity; glutathione peroxidase activity. The record is from RefSeq and is a predicted model, not a curated record.
GCUAGAUAACAUACAGAAAGACGUCGACAAAAGUAUAAAACGCAGACGGACGGCGCUUCUACGGAAACUCUUCCACGCAUCUCGCAUCUGAAGACGACAGAACACCACGAGUUCCCUCGGCUUGACUACUACAUCAACGAUCAGAAUGGCGAUUAUCCAGAUCCCCAGCGAGUACGGCUACGUCCUCGCCGCCUGCGUCUCCACCUUCUUCGUCGGCGCCUGGCACGGCGGCCGCGUCGGCGGCUUCCGCAAAGCAGCCAAGAUCCCCUACCCCUACGAAUACGCGUCGUACGAACAAGUGCAAACCGCGUCGCCGCAAUCCAAAGCCGCAAUGCUGGCCUUUAACUCGGCGCAGCGCGCGCACCAGAACUUCAACGAGAACCACGUCACCGCCCUCGGCGCCAUGCUCAUCAGCGGACUGAGAUACCCUGUUGCGGCGGCGGUAUUGGGCGCGGUGUGGAGUGUGAAUCGUGUGGUUUACGCGGUGGGUUACACCAGGAGUGGCGAGGAUGGUGGCAAAGGGAGGUACUAUGGCGCGCUGUGGAUGAUUGCGCAUUAUGCCAUGGUGCUUAUGAGUGGCAAGGCGGCUUAUGAUCUUGUCAUGGCUUAAGUGGCUGGGUAUGUGGGUACACGCACGUUGCACGGAAGAGGAAGCGGAACGCUGGAUUGGAGAUGUUCUGGAAUCUACUUGAGGAUGUUGAAAAAUAUGUCUUGGUACUCCACGGAAAGGCGGCCAUCUGCACCUCGUCAGAUAUUGACUUUGUGUGAACUGCGAUGGGAAUAACCCGCUUAAUACGAAGAUGGCAUG